AUGAGCACUUCCCAUCAGCAGGCCGUGCCACUUCCCGCCCAUGCCUCAACAGUAUCGACCAGCACAUUACCUCCCGCCCAAAAGAAUGCUCGCAUACCCUAUCCCGACAUGUUAAGUUCACCUCCGGUUCCUCCGCCGAGGACCUCGUCAACAAACCACAGCCGGCGCAGUCCAAAUGGAACGACAGAAAAAAGCAGCUCCCGACAAGGCAAGAGCAGGUCGGAUCGAAAAGAAAACCGUGAUCGCACAAGAGACGACCGCAAUGGCCGAUCAAGGCGACAGCAACCCGAGGAAACCUCCCGCGAAAGACAGCAAUCAAGGACGGCACCAGUUGUAAACCCCUCCGAUUCGGAAUUGGACAACAUUACCGACCAAGGGAAUUUGGUGAAGGAGCCAAGCACAGUAAUCAACUCCAUGUUGGUCAGUGAUCCCAUUGUAGAUCAAGAACGAGAGCAAGUGCGACAAACAGGUGCGGAAAAUGCCUCUUCAUCUGGAUUCGCUGCUGGUAGCGACGGCACCGAGGAGGCUCGCGGACCUCGGAGUCGACAUGAUUAUGCCAACAAUGGAAACGUUGUCAAACGCAAAGAAACCACCUUCGGAUCGUACAUUCUCGGGCAAACUCUCGGCGAGGGUGAAUUCGGAAAGGUCAAAUUGGGAUGGAAGCGCGAUGGCAGUAUCCAAGUGGCUAUCAAACUAAUCCGAAGGGACACACUGGGACACAACCCCAGCAGAUUACCGAAGAUUUACCGUGAGAUUGCCAUUCUUCGCGAGUUAGCUCAUCCAAACAUUGUGCGCCUUCACGAAAUGGUGGAGACCGAUCGCCAUAUUGGCAUCAUCAUGGAAUAUGCAUCCGGGGGUGAGCUAUUCGACUACAUCUUGAACAAUCGGUAUCUUAAGGACAACUCUGCUCGCCGACUAUUUGCUCAGCUGGUCUCCGGAGUUGGUUACCUACACAAGAAGGGUAUCGUUCAUCGCGAUCUCAAGCUUGAAAAUUUGCUACUUGAUCGAAACCGCAACAUCAUCAUUACCGAUUUUGGAUUCGCCAACACCUUCGACCCGGUGGACCCGUUAGACGAGGAGAUUGAAUAUAACCUGACCAACAAAGAAUAUGUGAAGCGAAAGCGUCUAGACAAGACUGGCCCCAAUGGGUUACGGCGAGGUGAUCUGAUGCAAACUAGCUGUGGGAGUCCGUGUUAUGCAGCUCCCGAGCUUGUUGUGAGCGACUCUUUGUACACAGGCCGAAAGGUGGACGUUUGGAGUUGUGGCGUUAUCUUGUAUGCCAUGUUGGCUGGAUAUCUUCCCUUCGAUGACGACCCAGCAAACCCAGACGGCGACAAUAUUAACCUUCUUUACAAAUACAUCGUCACCACCCCUCUCACAUUCCCCGAAUAUGUAACACCACACGCCCGCGAUUUAUUGAGAAGGAUACUAGUCCCUGAUCCUCGGAAACGUGCGGACUUGUUUGAGGUUGCCCGACACAGCUGGUUGAGCGAGUUCUCAAACGUUGUGUCUCACAUCACUAGCAGCACAACUAACGUCGUGGACAUUGCCAACACAACAAUUCCGUCCGAAACACAAAAGGAAGCACCGCCUCUCGUCCGCAGCGCUUCUGUACGCGAGCCACCAAAGCCAGCCCAAAGCAAUGUUGCGGCUGUUGGUGGCUUAAGCCACCACGCUGGAGAUGUUUCUCAAGAUCCACCAUCCGAAAAGUCCCGGACACCACGCGAUGCCAAACGCAGGACAGUACAAGUCGAGUAUGUCGCACCUCAAUCACAAACGACCCGCGGAGAACCCCCAGCGGAGCAACCUGCCCCACGCAGUCGAAUUCCUGUACCUGCAGAGGCCCAGACUUCUGCUUCUGCGCAUCAGCCCGCAGAGCCAGUGCACAAGCCUGCAGAAGCACCCGCACUCAACCUCAACAAGCCACUUCCAGGACACUUCCCGCGCUCGACAUCGGACAAUGCAGCUCUUACCGGGUCGCAUUCUGCCAUUCCCCAAGGCACACGCCCGGCUACUGGUGGUUCAAUGAACUCCUUCGGAAAUACUGGUCGCUUGCCCUCGCGCGGCUCAUAUGGCCAGCCUGUGGCUCCGACUGUUACCGCAACUAAUACUCAAGGUAGCCUGGCACAGCCUAAGAGCAGGCAGUUCGCUCUCGCACAGGACCCCACACACGCAUCAAACUCGUCGGUCAACCGUCCGACCACCCAGAGCCAGAAUUUGCCUCCUACUUUCAACACAACUCCUCGGCAAGAGCCACCAAAAGGCCACAAGAGGUCCAACACUGUGUCGAGUUUGAGCGACAAGCUCUUCGGACGUUCUGGUUCAAUCUUGGGUGGCCGUGCUGCACAGUCUAAUGCCCCUCGCUCAAAACAAGACAAGCGUUAUCCUCCAGUCAGCAUGAAGGAACCCCUAGGAAGAGAAAACUCGAGAAUGUCGAUGGAUUCUCGCCGUUCUAUGCAAUAUCCUCACAAUCGCAAGAUAAGUGAGUCUGGCCAGGAGAAUCGCCCUCGUCGAUUUACCCUUCUACCGCAGUCUUUCUCAUUCCGAGGAUUUUCCACCGCUCGAGCCCAGACUCCAGAAGAAACAUCGCCUAGCCCCCAUCUCGUCGAUCCUCGUGCCCCGCAACGCCCCGCGACAGGCCCUGCAGGCCUGCCGCAGGUUCAGGGCCAGGGCCGUUCUCGCGCGACAAGCUAUGGCACCCAAGAUGCCAUGGGAAUGGUCAGCGAGCGACCCGGCGAGGACAUCCAGCAUGAGUCCGCACCCCUCAGCUACGAGGCUCAGAUAGAUCGACAAUUCGCCGACCUGGGUUCUCAAUUCGGCCAACAGAACAACUCCUUUGAGAUACCCUUGGCUGAACAGGUCUACCAAAACUCCGCAGACCAGUACUCCGAUCAUAGUCAGGGUUACGGAACCAAACCGAACUUCUACGACGACUACAACGACAACACGUAUGACCGUGUGCCCCGGCAAUCAAUGCAGGGAGGUCGAUCAGGACGUGGGCCGGGAGUGUUGCAAAAGAACAACCGCAAGUUUGCCGAUGCCUACGAGUAUGAGCGCGAUGGAUCACAUAAUUCCGGUAGCUCUGGCGCAGCUCGCAAAGUGAUGGAUUUCUUCCGAAGACGUGCCAAGUCUAGGGCUGGCGAUGAUCGUUGA
Molecule: messenger RNA, 3153 nt
Organism: Penicillium soppii
Lineage: Eukaryota; Fungi; Ascomycota; Eurotiomycetes; Eurotiales; Aspergillaceae
Product: putative serine/threonine protein kinase (Kin4)
Exons: 2
Coding region: 1-3153 (1050 amino acids)
Biological process (GO): intracellular signal transduction; protein phosphorylation; microtubule cytoskeleton organization
Cellular component (GO): cytoplasm
Molecular function (GO): tau-protein kinase activity; protein serine/threonine kinase activity; ATP binding
Source: RefSeq, a predicted model, not a curated record